Camelina sativa (false flax) is the source of this 516-nucleotide messenger RNA. Lineage: Eukaryota; Viridiplantae; Streptophyta; Magnoliopsida; Brassicales; Brassicaceae. The record is from RefSeq and is a predicted model, not a curated record.
AUGUCUGUGGUUAUGAUUUUGGGUUAUGGUAUAUGUGUCUUAAGAUUUGUGUUGUGUGUAGGUCUGAAGAUGAUCAGUGUAGAGCGCUCUUUUGCUGAGAAGCACUACGCCGACUUGUCAUCAAAGCCUUUCUUCAAUGGUCUUGUUGACUACAUUGUGUCCGGACCUGUUGUUGCUAUGAUCUGGGAAGGAAAGAAUGUUGUCUUGACCGGACGUAAGAUCAUUGGAGCUACAAACCCCGCUGCUGCUGAGUCUGGAACUAUCCAUGGGGACUAUGCAAUUGACAUUGGAAGGAACGUGAUCCAUGGAAGUGACGCUGUCGAGAGUGCACAGAAGGAGAUUGCUUUGUGGUUCCCUGAUGGUCCUGUCAACUGGCAGAGCAGCGUUCACCCUUGGGUCUAUGAAUCAUGAAUGAUCUGUUUCUUUUUUCAGUAGUGUGUUUUCUAUGUUCCCGACAUUGCUUGCUUUUGUGAUGACUCCUAUAUUUUAAGUUGAAUUUGAUUCUCCUUCUCUACA